AAACCCUUUCAUAUUUAUCAAGACAUAUUGUCUUCUUCUUCUUCUUUCUCUUUUCCAUCUCUCACCAAAUACAACAAAAUUCACAAAUCAAUGCUGCUAAGAGCCACCAUUUCCAACACCAAAAAAUUCUUCAGGAAAACAAUAUGGAACUUCAAGUCUUUCUUCUCCAAUACCUACCAUAGGCUCCCCAAGGCCCCCCCGCCCUUCCCCGCUGUCGUCUCCGAAAUGGAUAAAGAUUCAACCUUUCAUUUCAUUUCACCCCAUGAAGAGGUGCAAAAUGGAAGCUUUAUGAAGAAUAACACUCCCAAUGCUGCAGUUCAUUUGUCAACAAGCACGAUGGGCGAAAGCCAGAUGGAAAGAGUUGAGAAAAAUGAGGAUAGAAUGAAAAUUGGAGGUACCCAUCAAAGGAAAAUGCAGGAAAAUUUGGAAUAUUGUAGAUGGAAGAGAAGAAUGUGUUUGGUUGCCAAGAACAUGAAAGAGUUGGAGAAGUUAGACGCUAGAAAUGUGGAUCAUACUUUGGAUAUUGAAGAGAUUCUUCAUUAUUAUUCUCGUCUUACUUCUCCAACAUUUCUUGAGAUGGUGGAUAAAUUCGUUGUCGACAUUUUUGCUGAAUUUUCUGCUAUUUCUUCUUCUCAACCAACUCAAUUGACCAGAAUUCAGUGAAAAUCCAUAGUUUGUACAAGCUUCAGUUAUUCUGAUUUGAUGUGCCACCUAUGAAGUUUGA
Molecule: messenger RNA, 724 nt
Organism: Cucumis melo (muskmelon)
Lineage: Eukaryota; Viridiplantae; Streptophyta; Magnoliopsida; Cucurbitales; Cucurbitaceae
Exons: 1
Coding region: 91-663 (190 amino acids)
Source: RefSeq, a predicted model, not a curated record